AUGGCUGACUCAAUCUCAUCUAUGAGUGGCGAACCAUCUCAUCAACGAACCAAUGAUGACGUCUCGGUCGAUUUGCCACAAGAGCUGGUAGAUUCCGACAAUGAAGACUUUCUCUGUGAUGAUCCAGAUCCUGAUGAUAACAGUAUCGUUGGAAAAGACGACUUUGAUCUCUUGGCAUCUGGUGCGGAACAAGCCAAACGUGAUCGAAUGUGGCAGUUUUGCACUGUUGGAACACCGGAGGGCGAAGAAGAAGACCAUUGCAUCAACAAGGGUGACACUGUUGUACAAAUUAAAGACCUUGAACCAGAUGUAAAUAUUCCUGGCAUUCCUCCCAACCACCAACCGAUGCAAACGGAAGUGGACGCUGGAGAGGUUCCUUUUGAUAAAGUUGACAACCCAGGAAACUGGUCUGACUACUUCUAUUGUCGCCAGUUCGACGACAACAGUCAAUAUACUGGCCAUUUCCUACCAGCCGGCGCCAAACCGGUUCCACUUUCUGAUGGGAAUAAGAAACGAACCUGUAAUGGAUGGGAGUUUCACUAUAGCCCUUGGGAGAACAAGGAUUCAACAACUUCUUUCAGAAGCGGCGCUUCAACGAAAAACAUGUUUCCAGAAAGCCGAAAAGGUAGCUUGAACUCCACCACCCUCAAGAAGCUUGGCCUUACCAAGGAGCGAAUGGAAAAAGCGGAUGCCCUGUUCUUUUAUCAAUUGAUCUAUCCAAUCUGCGACCCCAAGAGGUCUGGAAUUGAAGGUGAUCCAAGGAAAGCCUAUUACUUCGAUGUCGGGGGCUUCACAUCGAAGUAUGCAGUCUUACAUGGCUACGGUUCACCUUAUGCCCCCCCUUUUGAGCCGAUGUAUGUAUGGGAUCUAGUGGUCUUUCAUGGCAUUCUGGUUCGAGAUGGUGUCCAUGGAGGAAGCAAGGGUGCCAUCUACCGUCGCUGGGAUCCAACAACUUCAUGUUACGAUCCAGAAAUUGCGCAAGCAAUGAGCCUUUAUCGCUGGCGCCAAAUCAAAAAAGUAUUCAAGCUGAACGACAUAUACGACAACAGCGGUAGACGAGACAGUCCUACAUACAAUCCUGCACACAAAUUCGACUUGGCGUACAGAGUCAUCGUUGAAAACUGCAAUAGCUUGACAUUGCAUGCGGAGCUUGACCAAUGUGCAGACGAAAUGACAUGGAAAUUAAUGGGAUAUGGAGAUGGGAAGAAUGGAGUUACCAAAGGUGGGCAACUUGUGUUGACAACCGAUGCUUCUCGGUGCCGUCCUCGUGCAUAUCUGCACCGUCACAACUUGCACCAUCGCCCGCAAGGCUGUGGUGACAAACGAGGGCCGAACGAGGUCCGAUUACUAGUUGAUAAACUGUCCUGCAUGAUCUCCAAGGAAAAUGGCGAUGCUCGAAUCUUCCGAGAGGCACCUCACAUCACUCUUGAUGACUUCUUCUCCGGUGACGAAAUCAUGGAUCAUAUUGGUCGCCUCGGAUUCGCUGCCACCAUAGCAUGCCGUCCAGACCGACUGCCCUUGGGUGUCCCCAAGUUCUACUUUCAUCAUGAGAAAGUUCUUGUUGAUGAUCGCAGCAAGGCCACACGGCUCAUUCAACCCAUCACUGCUGUGAAGUCGUUUCCUAAGGAUGACAACAACAAGGCCUACCAACGCACGCAUGUCUCCUUCCAAAGCGCUGGUCCCACCAACAUUUCAACUGUAAAUGCGCUCAACACGAAUCAACUCCUUAUCCAUGUCAAAGAAGAGAGAGGCGUCGGCAAAAAGAAGAGAAAACGGGGUGUCGAGAUGAAUAACGGAAGACUCCAGUACCUCUCGCACUGCAGAGGAGUCCACAACAUUGAUCGUAUGAUUUCUGACUGCUGCCUUCAAUACCGUAGCAGGAAAUAUUGGCACAGUCCAAUGCUUCAGGCACUUGCACUUGCCAUUGUCACUGCAUACGACUUAUACUUGGAAAGUGCCAGCGGAAGCUUGGAUCCUGUGUGGCAGCUACAAAAGCCAAUGAGUUUCCAUCAAUUCCGCGACCGACUCUCAAGUCAGAUGCUGAGCUACAAACCAAAGUACAAUCGAUACCCAGGUGAUGAAGCUUUUGGCUCCCAUUCGCCCCCCAUCCAAAAAGUACGCACCAAGACCGAUGCUGAGCCAAGCAAGAGAUCCCGCAAAAUCGAAGCGGCCGCAAAUGGUUGUGGCAAGCGGUGCAUUAUGAUUGACGGUUUGGAAGCUACCAAGAAGACUAAACGGCCCAGAGUUGUCUAUCAUCAUGCUGACUUGUCCAAACAUUUGAAAUCCUUUCUGGAAAAGAAAGCUACAAUUUCUUCGGGUGCCAAGUGUGUUUGGUGCAAUGAGAAGGCAUACACUCGAUGCACCAUCUGCGGUGUACCCUUGCACAACUUCCCUGCAAAGGGAGUACACAAAGGUAAAUCGUGCUCUGUAGAUUGGCACAAUGCCAACGCUUCGGAGUGA
Messenger RNA from Cylindrotheca closterium, 2460 nucleotides. NCBI's taxonomy places the organism in Eukaryota, Bacillariophyta, Bacillariophyceae, Bacillariales, Bacillariaceae. The record is from the annotation of a GenBank genome assembly.